Molecule: messenger RNA, 990 nt
Organism: Naumovozyma castellii
Lineage: Eukaryota; Fungi; Ascomycota; Saccharomycetes; Saccharomycetales; Saccharomycetaceae
Gene: ECM31
Product: 3-methyl-2-oxobutanoate hydroxymethyltransferase
Exons: 1
Coding region: 1-990 (329 amino acids)
Source: RefSeq, a predicted model, not a curated record
AUGUUGUCUUCAAUGAACCUACUAAAGACAGGAGGAAGAUCACUACUAACAGCUCAAAAGUUUGUCCUUCGAGCAUACCCAUACCGUCCAUACUCAUCCCAGCCAUCACCGGAUCUAAAACGACCUAUAACCAUCCCAGACAUUCAUUCCAAAUAUGCCAAAGGGGUUCCAAUCACAAUGUGCACAGCAUACGACUACAUCACAGCUACUUGGGCGCAAAGGGCUCAUUCAGAUAUGAUUCUAGUGGGUGACUCUCUCGCAAUGACAUCUUUGGGGUAUCCAUCUACUACGACAAUCUCUCUACAGGAAUUCCAAUACCACGUCAAGUCUGUCUGUAGAAGUCAAGGGACUUCGUUGAUAGUGGCUGAUAUGCCUUUUGGCUCAUUUGAAAAAAGCAUCCCCUAUGCCAUUGGUAAUGCUAUUGAUAUGAUGAAAUUGGAUGAGAAUGUCACAUCGGUGAAAUUGGAGGUCGGGUUGCAUACCAAGGAUCAUUACACUCCACAGUUAAUAAAGGAAUUAUCUGCUAGGGGGAUCCCGGUUAUGGGUCACAUCGGGUUGACUCCCCAAAGGGCACAUUCAUUAGGCGGGUUUAAAGUACAGGCUAAUAAGGAUAUGAAUGACGUGAAGGAGUUAUUGGAGACCGCAAAAUUGUUACAAAGUGUGGGGUGCUGGUCCAUGGUACUGGAAUGUGUUCCACAUAAGGUCGCUACAUGGAUUCAAUCACAAUUGAGGAUCCCAGUUAUUGGCAUUGGUGCCGGUAAUGGGACUGCUGGGCAAGUGUUAGUUGUAUCUGAUUUAUUAGGUAUGUUGGGAACAUCGGUACCUAAAUUUGUAAAACAAUAUGAAUCACUUGAGGAAAAAGCUGUGAAAGCUAUAGAGGAUUAUCGUACGGGUGUUGCUGAAAAAACGUUCCCAGAGAACUCAAUACAUACUUUCAAAAUUAAAGAGGAGCAAUGGCAAGAUUUUCUAAAGCAACAGGAAGAUAUUUAA